This is a messenger RNA of Stomoxys calcitrans (stable fly), 879 nucleotides long. It is a transcript of the gene Cp36, whose product is annotated as chorion protein S36. Bases 1 to 789 code for a protein of 262 amino acids. Lineage: Eukaryota; Metazoa; Arthropoda; Insecta; Diptera; Muscidae. The record is from RefSeq and is a predicted model, not a curated record. The transcript has 2 exons.
AUGAAUUUCCGUUUUGUGUUCACAAUUUGCGCUAUUGCGUUACCGAUUGUCGCUGCCUACGGACCAGGUCCUUAUGGUGCUGCCAACGGUGUUGAAGAGUUGAUCAAUGCCGCCGCUGCUAACCAACACCCCGGUGCUGCCUCUUUGACUGCCACCGCUGAUGUUGCUGCCCCACCCUCUGCCCAAGCCGGUUUGGCUCAUGCCAACGCUCAAUUGGCCGCCCUCAACGCCAGCCCCGCCUACAACAACCUCAAGAACUCCGAUGCCAUCGCCGAAACUUUGGCCGAAAACGCUUUGGCCAGCAACAUCCGUCAAGGUAACAUCAACGUUGUUGCCCCCAAUGUUGUCGGACAAACCGCCUUCCGUUCCCUCUUGGUGCCCAGCAGAUUGAACGCCCACAACGUCGUUGCCACCCAACCCCUCCAACCUUUGGUUGUCAACCAACCCGGUGCUCCCGUUGCCCAAGUCAGCAGUGGCCCACCAUCUGUCAUCAGAGCCGCCCCCAUCAUCUACAAGUUGAAGCCUUCCGUCAUCUACCAACAAGAAGUCAUCAACAAGGUCCCCACUCCCCUUAGCCUUAACCCCGUCUACGUUAAAGUGUACAAACCAGGCAAGGCCGUUGAUGCCCCCGUCGCUGCUCCUUCCUACUCUGCCCCAGCUCCAGCUUAUGGUGGUGCUGCUGCUUCUGCUGCUUCCUCCGCUGCCAGCGAUGCUGGUUAUGGUGCUCCCGCCUACUCUGCUCCUUCCUACUCUGCCCCAGCUGGCUAUGGUGCCCAACCUGGCUAUUAAAUUCAAUUUACAAAUUGUAAAUUAAUUUAACAUUGGACAUUAUUUACUUGAUGGAAUAAUGCAGUGAUUCGAUGUCCAAUUAAAUCUAGA